Molecule: messenger RNA, 1694 nt
Organism: Sander lucioperca (pikeperch)
Lineage: Eukaryota; Metazoa; Chordata; Actinopteri; Perciformes; Percidae
Product: E3 ubiquitin-protein ligase RNF19B-like
Exons: 4
Coding region: 256-1077 (273 amino acids)
Source: RefSeq, a predicted model, not a curated record
CCGACGCACUCCUGCAGUCUUCUUUCACUUUCGAUACCAGCGAGAGGUUGGAGGAGGAAGAUAGAGAGAGGAACACAUAAAGCCCGACACUCACAGCUGAAAUUACAUACAGACCCCGAGUGUUGAAUUUGAUCAGAAACAUCCUCCAGAGUUGCCUAAUUUCAGCUGUGGUUGUUGUUUCCGGUUGAGCACAAGAAUAAAAGGAAAGUCCUAAAGAUUACCUAGAGACAAAUUGUGACUCCAAGGAGAAUCAAAAUGAGCAUUCGGGGACAGGAACAGGUGGAGAAGAAGUACAACCCUCUAGAUAGCACCCUGAAGAUUGUCAAGAGGAAGGACGACUUGGAUCCCAUGUGUGAUGAUGAUGAUGACUGUCUCAGAGCAGAGAUGUCCUGCGGCCACGCUGUCACUCCGGACUCUCUCACACUAUGGUGUCGCAGCCAGCUGGAUGAGGGUAAUUACAAAUUCAGAUGCCCUGCAGUGGUGGAGGGGACCACACAGUGUAAUAAACUGUGGUCGUACCAAGAGGUGCGCAGACUGGCCGACUUGUCUGUCGAGGAAAUGCAGCAUUUUGAAGAGACCAUGGCUCGCCUGGCUGCUGCACAAUACUGUGAAAUUCAGCCAUGCCCCAAGUGCAAAACAAGUGUGGAGAGGAAGAAUCUGUCCAACCUGUGUGUGCGGUGUCCCAUAUGCACAGCUGAUCAGAAGAAGACCUACCAGUUCUGCUGGCAGUGUCAGAGGCAGUGGAAAGGUCCAGGCCCUCGGUCUGACCGCUGUGACAAUGACGGCUGCAUCAACGGGGACCUGCAGCUUCUGCAGACAUGUAAGACCAUCAGUCUGCCCGCGGUGGAGGGGGUCACCGACUGCCCCUCUAUCCGAGUCUGUCCUACAUGCGGCAUGAAGGUGGAACAUAGCCGACAAUACUGCAAAAAUAUCAACUGUCCUCGCUGCCACAUGGAGUUCUGUUUUGUCUGCCUGAAACUAAAGCGUGAAUGUUGUAAGACCAGUUCGCCAUAUAAAAUCUGUCCUAGUGGUGUGGCUCCUAGACAGACCUCUAUCCCUGUGUGGCAGAGGAAGUGAAAUGAAUGGAUUUGUCUGUACCAAAUAAAUAAUUCAGCAAUAUAUGUUUAAAGGUAUUACUAUUAUAUUAUGCUACGACUCCAAUAGACCAGGAACAUAUUUUUUAAUUGUGGGCCUACUCUGCCACCUUCUGGCUGACUUUAAAAUUGUACAUGAAAAGAAGGUCUGAUGUUUUGGACUGUGAAGUGUUAAUGCCAAUUAAUCAAUCAAGCACAUGUAUUGGGCUACUGAUACUGUUACUAAUAAUAAGUGCUAUAUCUACAAAGUGAAAAAGCUUUUUGAAAAAGUUCAUUUAGAUUUCAGACAUUAUUUAGAAACCUUAUUAUUACUCUUAAAAUAUUUUCUUUGUAUUGACAUUUACAAAGUUGUUACUAUUCUACUCCAACAAAGUAUUUGCAAUUACAGUUUUCCUUUCAGCUAAUUGUAGCUACAUGUAGUUGAAAAAGAAAAUAUGAAACAUGAAAAAUACAGCUAUUAUUCAAAUAAUAAAUAUUGGUUUAUAUUUAGAUUACAUUAGAUUAUAGUUGGUUUAUACUUAGUUUACAUUUGAUUAUUGAUUGUCCACUGCAAAUAAUGUGCAUGACUUUGCUAAAUUCUAAAUAAAAUCUACCAUUUUU